Molecule: messenger RNA, 1428 nt
Organism: Pocillopora meandrina
Lineage: Eukaryota; Metazoa; Cnidaria; Anthozoa; Scleractinia; Pocilloporidae
Source: the annotation of a GenBank genome assembly
AUGGACGAAUAUUCUGUGGACAACAUGAACAACACAACACCUGUACAGUUCGAAGAAGAAAAAGUGUGUUUUAAGGUGGACAUUUUCCCUUUGUUCGUGUUUGCUUUCGUGGUCAAUUUUCUCGCCCUCAUCGCUGUGUUCAAGGCAAAACCAAGAAUUUCAACGCCAACCUCAGCCAAGCAAAUUCACCUGCUCAUCUGUUGUCUCGCUGUUUCGGACACUGCAUCACUGGGUUUGCAAUGUGUGAUGCCUGUAGCUUCGUUCAUAAACUGUGGCUGGUGGGGAGGUCGUGUUACUUGCGGCAUUUUUGGUUACAUCAACGCCAUUUUCAUUCUAUGGUCAGCCUGGAUCGUAUCACUUUUAAGCUUUCAGAGAUUUUUUGCGACUGCAUUUCCAUUCCAACAUCAACGCAAUUUCACGAUGAAGAAAAUUAAAACUGCCGUGGUCUUUAUUUUCUUUAUGCUUUGCUUUUUCUUCACGCCGCCAUUUUUUGGCGUAGGUGCGUUUGUCUAUUACGACACAGGCCAAUUUUGCAGCUUGAGUUUGACACCAACUGGAAAAUCAGACACGAUUUUUCUUGGAAUACUCGUCACGCAGGGUGUUACUUGCGUGUCUGCGGUCCUUGUUUUCAAUAUACACGUUGUAGAAUCGUUAAAAACAAGGAGGACGCCAUUUCAUGGGAGCACUAGGCGCGCAAUGGAGGACACAACAGCCACUUUCGUGUUAUUGACAAAAGCUGUGGCCUUCGUGUUCUGUCUCUGCAAUAUCCCCCUUUUGGUAAGUAAAGUAUCAAAAAAAUCUGCAUAAUGCACUCUGUAGGUAUCCUAAGUCGAUAUCGGACAAUAGCCGAUGAAUUUGUUAGUCGAUGGUCGACCGACAGUGGUAUGAUGCUUACGUCCAGAUUUAUCAAAAAUCAACGGAGAAAUUGCCGAUUAAUUUGGUAGCCGAUGGUCGACCGACAAUCGACCGAUAGUGAUCCGAUGCUUAUCACACAUCGAGAAGUCGCCGACAAUAUUUCGAGCGUCGGUCGACCAUGCAGAAAUUUAUCAAUACUAUCGCAACAUCGAUUUCCCAAAUUCUACACAGCCAUUUAAUUUCAUUUUAAAUAAUUUAAAGGGCACACUUAUAAGGAACUGAUAUGAACGUUCUUUUCUCCCACAGAUACGAAUAGCGGUAGACUUAUUUAAACAGACUUCUCAUGAAGACCUCGGCUUGGAACACACCCUAACAAUGGCCUUGAUGUUCUUAAACACUUUGGCAAAUCCCUUUAUCUACGUCGCCUGCAGAAGACGCUACAGACGGAGCCUACUGAGACUUUUUUGUUUUGGUCAGCGGAAGGGCAUAACUCGAGUGUACUUUUAUGAGGGCACAGGGACAUCAAAACCUGUCCACAGUUUGAGAUGUAAAGGAGAGACUACAGUUUUUUAA